Messenger RNA from Prosopis cineraria, 858 nucleotides. RefSeq lists its product as uncharacterized. Bases 1 to 858 code for a protein of 285 amino acids. The transcript has a single exon. The record is from RefSeq and is a predicted model, not a curated record. NCBI's taxonomy places the organism in Eukaryota, Viridiplantae, Streptophyta, Magnoliopsida, Fabales, Fabaceae. Gene Ontology annotation, molecular function: nucleic acid binding; RNA-DNA hybrid ribonuclease activity.
AUGUAUUUUGAUGGGGCAGCGAACAUUUACGGAAAUGGAUUAGGAGCAGUGUUGACAUCCCCAGAAGGCAGACAAUUCCCAUUAACUAUCAAAUUAGGUUUUGACUGCACCAACAAUAUGGCUGAGUAUGAAGCAUGUUUAAAUGGCUUACAAGUUGCCGUGACAUUAGGCAUUAAGGAACUUGAUGUUUUUGGAGAUUUCGCUCUUGUUAUUUAUCAAGCAACCGGCGAGUGGCAAACUAAGGAUUCCAAGUUAAUCCCAUAUCAAAAAUAUCUCACCCAGUUGAUUAAUAAAUUCGACAAGGUGAGAUUCCACCACUUAUCUCGUGAUAAGAAUCAAUUCGCAGAUGCUUUAGCGACACUAGCUAUCAUGGUUAAGUUGGAUUGUGGAAUUCACGUUCAACCAAUUAGGAUUGAGACUAAAAUUAAUCUUGCAUAUUGCUUGAAUGUUGAAAAUGAAAUGAAGAUACAUCCAUGGUUCCAUGAUAUAAAAAUUUAUGUAAAAAGCAGAGAAUACCCUUUGGAAGCAAUGGAAAAUGACAAGAAGACUAUCCGACGUAUGGCAAUGAAUUUCUUCCUUAGUGGGGAUGUACUGUAUAAAAGAACUUUUGAUGGUAUACUACUUUGGUGUGUUGACUCAGGGGAUGCACGAAAAAUUUUAGAGGAGGUUCAUGAAGGAAUAUGUGGAACUCAUGCUAAUGGCCAUACUAUGGCCAAACAAUUUCAGAGACAUGGUUACUUUUGGCUAACUAUAGAAAGAGAUUGCAUUGAAGAUGUCAAAAAGUGUCAUAAAUGCCAAGUUUAUGCUAAUCGAGUACAUGCCCCACCUCAACCGCUUCAUAAUCUUGUGACCCCUUAG